Messenger RNA from Fusarium falciforme, 1245 nucleotides. RefSeq lists its product as uncharacterized. The record is from RefSeq and is a predicted model, not a curated record. Bases 1 to 1245 code for a protein of 414 amino acids. The transcript has 2 exons. NCBI's taxonomy places the organism in Eukaryota, Fungi, Ascomycota, Sordariomycetes, Hypocreales, Nectriaceae.
AUGCGUGGGAAACUCCAGCUGCUGGCGAUACCACUCGUCGCUUUCGUUGUUAUUGUAUGGACCUUGUAUUCACAGAGGCACUAUUUGACCACAAACUACGCCGCGCAUAGAGGUCAGCACGUACAUGACGAGUUGCACUCAAUCCCUGUGUCAGAUGGCGACAUCCUUCCGGCAGCGAACGUCUCGGCCUACCUCAAAGCCAUUUUCUACCGCCAGUCGGCGGAGCUUCCGAGUUUCCAGUGUCCCCGUAUAAAUACAACAAGAUACAACUCUCUUGUCGAGGCCCCAGGGUCCUCAAACCCUACCAUCAGAUAUUACCUGGCGCUCGAUCUACGGCAAAAUCUGAUCCUCCUGCCUCGUCUGAUUGGUAGUGUUGUAGAAGCCAUUCAGUUCCUCGGCCCUCGACACUGCAUGCUCUCCGUCGUCGAGGGCAACUCUCCUGACGGCACUGGCGACGUUCUGGCGGCCCUCCGCUCUCAUCUUGAAGCUCUUGGGAUAACCUACUUCUUCCAGUCAUCACCCAUCGACCCCACCAAGACUGAGCGCAUUUCUAGCCUCGCAGCGUUGCGCAACUUGGCGCUGCAGCCUUUAUUCGAGCAUCGCAAUAAAGUCAGCAGAGAUACAACCAUUAUCUUCUCGAACGAUGUGACAGCAUGCCCAGAUGACAUUCUUGAGCUUGUUUACCAAAGAAAAUCCCUUGGAGCUGACAUGACCUGUGCCAUGGACUGGAACCUCAAAACCCCGAGAUUCUACGAUGUUUGGAUCGCCCGAGGCAUGAACGGUGACUCCUUCUUCGAUGUCCCCAAUGGUGACUGGGGAAAAUCGUCAGAGCUGUUUUGGAAUGCGAAAGAAACCCGAGCUCGGUUUGACGCGAAACGACCAUUCCAAGUAUUCGCUUGUUGGAACGGCGCCGCCGUAUUUGGAGCUCAACCCAUCCUCGAAAAUCUGCGCUUCAGGGCCGCCAAAAAGAAUGAAUGCCCGCAGGGCGAGCCGCAGCUGUUCUGUAAGGAUUUGUGGUACCGGGGAUAUCACAAGAUCGCAGUUGUGCCAUCUGUCAACCUCGAGUACAAACUUCACAUGGGGAGGAAAAUCAAGGAAAAAAUGGGCUUUACGUCGGAUGUUGUCUCAAAACACGAUCUAGCCGGAGACUGUAUCAAGUGGAAGUCGGAUCCUCCGGCCGAGGUCAAGUGUAUCGCGGCUUGGAAUGACCAGUAUUGGCUACCAUGGAACGAGUCAUUGCCGUAG